CAAACUUAAAUCUCACUUUUUUACUGAGUUUGGAAAUCAGCGGCCGGAUGUGCUCUAGGCGGUUAUCAGUCAGGUGUUGUGGACUUGUGUCUAGGACAGGGCCAGAGAGCCAAAUCUCUACUUCUGCCGUUAGCUUACUGUAUGACCUUGAGUAAAUAGCACGUACUUAUAUGCAUGCCAAAGUUACUCCAGAGUUGGGAAGACAUCCUUAAUCAUGUCUCUUGUCAGCGAAGAAUUUCCUGAAGAGGUUCCACCACGAGCCGAAGAAAUCACCAUUCCAGCUGAUGUCACCCCUGAAAGAGUGCCAACCCACAUAGUGGAUUAUUCAGAAGCAGAGCAAAGUGAUGAGCAGCUUUACCAUGAAAUAUCACAGGCAAAUGUGAUUUGUAUAGUAUAUGCUGUUAACAACAAGAAUUCUAUUGAUAAGGUAACAAGUCGAUGGAUUCCUCUCAUCAAUGAAAGGACAGACAAAGAUAGCAGGCUGCCGCUUAUAUUAGUGGGAAACAAGUCUGAUCUAGUGGAAUAUAGCAGUAUGGAAACUAUCCUUCCCAUUAUGAAUCAAUAUACAGAGAUAGAAACAUGUGUAGAGUGUUCAGCCAAAAACUUGAAGAAUAUAUCUGAGCUAUUUUAUUAUGCACAGAAAGCUGUUCUACAUCCUACAGGUCCUCUUUAUUGCCCAGAGGAGAAAGAGAUGAAACCUGCCUGUAUUAAAGCACUCACUCGCAUUUUUAGAAUUUCUGAUCAGGAUAAUGAUGGUACUCUCAAUGAUGCAGAGCUCAACUUCUUUCAGAGAAUUUGUUUUAAUACGCCACUGGCACCUCAAGCUUUGGAAGAUGUAAAGAAUGUAGUCAGGAAAAACCUAAGUGAUGGAGUUGCAGAUAAUGGAUUAACAUUAAAAGGUUUUCUUUUUCUACACACACUUUUUAUUCAGCGAGGAAGACACGAAACAACUUGGACUGUUUUACGUCGCUUUGGAUAUGAUGAUGACUUAGAGCUUACACCAGAGUACUUGUUUCCUCCGCUAAAAAUUCCUCCAGACUGCACCACAGAAUUAAAUCAUCAUGCAUACCUGUUUCUUCAAAGUAUUUUUGAUAAACAUGAUUUGGAUAGAGAUUGUGCUUUGUCUCCUGAUGAAUUGAAAGAUUUGUUCAAAGUCUUCCCUUAUAUGCCAUGGGGACCUGAUGUUAACAACACUGUUUGUACAAAUGAAAGGGGGUGGAUUACAUACCAAGGGUUUCUCUCUCAGUGGACACUAACCACGUACUUAGAUGUACAGCGUUGCUUGGAGUACCUGGGUUAUUUAGGCUACUCGAUACUUGCAGAACAAGAAUCUCAAGCAUCAGCAAUUACAGUUACAAGGGAUAAAAAGAUAGACCUCCAGAAAAAACAGACUCAGAGAAAUGUUUUCCGAUGCAAUGUUGUUGGCAUGAAAGGCUGUGGGAAAAGUGGAGUUCUUCAGGCUCUUCUUGGAAGAAAUCUAAUAAGACAGAGGCAAAUACGUGCAGAACACAAAUCUUACUAUGCCAUUAAUACAGUCUAUGUAUACGGACAGGAAAAAUACUUGCUGCUACAUGAUGUCAGUGAUGCUGAAUUUUUAACUGACACUGAAACCAUAUGCGAUGCUGUCUGCCUGGUAUAUGAUGUCAGUAACCCGAAGUCCUUUGAGUACUGUGCCAGGAUUUUUAAGCAGCACUUCAUGGAUAGCAGAAUACCAUGCUUAGUGGUAGCUGCAAAGUCUGACUUGCAUGAAGUUAGACAGGAAUAUAGUAUUUCUCCUGCCGAAUUCUGCAAAAAACACAAAAUGCCUCCACCUCAAGCCUUUACUUGUAACACAGUUGAUGUGCCAAGUAAGGAUAUCUUUGUUAAACUGACAACUAUGGCAAUGUAUCCCCAUGCCCGGUUACGCUGUAUGUGCGCCUGCAACAGGUGUACAUUUUGCAUCUGUCAGAACUUCCUCAACUCAGACUUGCUGCAAUCUGUAAAGAACAAACUCUUCACUGCAGUUCUUAACAGGCAUGUGACACAAGCGGACCUCAAGAGCUCUACAUUUUGGCUCCGGGCAAGUUUUGGUGCUACUGUCUUUGCAGUUUUGGGUUUUGCUAUGUACAAAGCAUUAUUAAAGCAACGAUGAUCGGAGAAGAAGCACAUUGGGCACUACCAAAUAAAAAAAAAAACUUUUAUGUACAUUCUGAAUGCUUUAAAUUCUGCUAGAAAUAUUUAUAUAUGCAGAGUUACUUUAUUAAUAUUUGUAAUUCAUGCAUAAGAUUAUUUUAAAUUAUAGCUCUAACUACAGUAUUGCAUAAUGCGCGGAAAAAAAGAAUUGCAUCAUAACAGCCAGCUAAAAUGGCUUAACUUGUGAGGCCAAAAGGGAAUUUGUUGUAAAUAACCUGUACAUAUUAAAGCAGUAAGACGUUGCUUCCCAAAAAGCUAUUCAAAAUAUUGUUCUUAGAUGUUUCACCAUGGUGACAUACUAGUGUAUAGUUGAAAUUAAUUUUCGAUUGAGUAGGUUCAACUCAAGGAUCAUACGUCCUCAAGGAUUGCUUAUUUAUUUCACAUUCAUCUGAAGUGACUUCAUGGUUUUUGGACUAUAAGCUAUACCAAGCAGAAUUUGUGACUUUCAUUCUUAUCUAUUCUUUUUAACUAAUGAACAAAUUUUCCCACUAACUAUGUGUUUCAAGAAAAAGUCACUGUUGCUGUCCUGGCCUAUGAUUUUUGUAUGUUACAUGACCAGUGACAUAUUUAGCAGUCUGGUAUUUCUUUUAAAAGGAAAAAUGUAAACUUCAAAAACUGCCAGAUCAACUUCAUAUGCUAUUGUGUAAUUCGUGUUUUUCAUUUUCCACUAUGUUGUGUUUUAUAACCCUUAUGAAUCAGAUGAGCAAAUUUGUAUAUUAGAAAUGUUUAUAAUUCAAAAAUGGUUGCUGUUUAAUUUCUCACAUAUGUCAGUCAUACCUGUUGAAAGCUGUGUGUAAGAUAAAACUAAAAUAGUACACAGUGCCUAUCCUACUGUAGUAUAUUAGUUGCAUGGAUCUCAGUGCAUUCUGUAACUGGCUAGAAUUACCUAUAGACACAGCUUUUUUAAUGAUUGAGUAAAUCCAACAUUAAUUCCUCAUGACAAACCUAUUUUUCCAUUGCUGGCCUUUUCAAGUAUUUCAAUA
Egretta garzetta (little egret) is the source of this 3155-nucleotide messenger RNA. It is a transcript of the gene RHOT1, whose product is annotated as ras homolog family member T1. Bases 215 to 2131 code for a protein of 638 amino acids. Gene Ontology annotation, biological process: mitochondrion transport along microtubule; small GTPase-mediated signal transduction; mitochondrion organization. NCBI's taxonomy places the organism in Eukaryota, Metazoa, Chordata, Aves, Pelecaniformes, Ardeidae. The record is from RefSeq and is a predicted model, not a curated record. Gene Ontology annotation, molecular function: calcium ion binding; GTPase activity; GTP binding. Gene Ontology annotation, cellular component: mitochondrial outer membrane. The transcript is spliced from 20 exons.